Messenger RNA from Achroia grisella, 4267 nucleotides. It is a transcript of the gene tn, whose product is annotated as RING finger protein nhl-1. The record is from RefSeq and is a predicted model, not a curated record. Lineage: Eukaryota; Metazoa; Arthropoda; Insecta; Lepidoptera; Pyralidae. Bases 236 to 3928 code for a protein of 1230 amino acids. Gene Ontology annotation, biological process: protein polyubiquitination; negative regulation of translation; proteasome-mediated ubiquitin-dependent protein catabolic process. The transcript is spliced from 10 exons. Gene Ontology annotation, molecular function: protein binding; zinc ion binding; translation repressor activity.
GCGCGUUACAGUAAGCGCACCCAGCCUGUGAUAAAAUACUAGUCGAAACUCCUCUAAUAGUGCCACCAUUGCUGCUUCAAUAUGACAAGUAAAUUAUUAGUGCCAUAAAAAAACCCCGAUAAUUGCCACUCCUUAAAAAGUCACGCUACUCACGCCCCGCUUGUGUGAAUUGGAUUACCGAGUGUGUUUUUUGAUGUGGCAAUAAUUCCGCUGUACGUAAAGCAGCAAAGAAAACAUGGAGCAGUUUGAGUCUCUAUUGACGUGCUGUGUCUGCUUAGACCGGUACAGAAAUCCAAAAUUGCUGCCAUGUCAGCACAGUUUUUGUAUGGAACCGUGUAUGGACGGCCUUGUCGACUAUGUUAGACGACAGGUGAAAUGUCCAGAAUGCCGUGCAGAACACAGAAUUCCAUAUCAAGGAGUUCAAGGAUUUCCAACAAAUGUCACGCUUCAAAGGUUUUUGGAACUACAUGCUCAAAUAGCAGGGGAACUUCCAGAUCCUACUGCUGGGCAGGUUAUGGAAAGAUGUAACGUUUGCUCAGAAAAGGCAUAUUGUGCACUAUGUGCUCAUUGCGACAAAAAAGUAUGCGAAGACUGCAAGUCGGCACAUAUGGAAGUCCUUCGUCGAGAAAUAUCAAGAAUUAAUAAUCAGAUUCGACGGGGUGUUAAUAGACUUCAAGAUAUAUUAAGUGUAGUCGAACGGAACACGACGAAUCUCCAGACUAACUGCGCUGCAGUAGCUGGAGAGGUGGAUGAAAUACAUAAACGAUUGGCAAAAGCGUUGAAAGAUAGAACCGAUUUCCUUAGGAAUGAGGUUGAUAGAUACCUUGCCACUGAACUUAGGAAUCUCACCAAUCUUAAAGAUAAUCUAGAGUUAGAGUUAAGCAAUAUACAAAGUAAUUGUGAUCUCGCUGAUAAGUAUAUGAAUGAUGACGUCGAAUGGGAGGAUACUGAAUUGGUCGACACUAAAGAAAUUUUCCUAAAAACUGUUGAGUUUCUAAGAAACUUUGAUUAUGAAGCGGGAGAUUACAAUCGUAGAAUGCGGUUUAUCAUGACACAUGAUCCUAAUCAAUUAGUACUACAUGUAGCAAGCUAUGGUGAACUAAAUAUUAGUCACCCUAACGUAUAUUCUGGAGGCAUACAACAAAGCCAAGGACUAACAAGGUCUAAGAGUGAUCAUCGUUUAGCAUCGCAGUUCCGACAACAAGAAGAAGCUAAAGGUUAUACAGAGAAUGACGAACCUAUAUUAGGAGGUCGUAAAUUUGGAGAACGUCGUCCACCUCCGCCAGAAAAACAUACAAGAGAUUAUUCUGCGGCUGCCGAUGAUUACAGUGGCUAUGAAUCCGAACAUAGACCAUCGCGAAGAUUCCGUUCUCGUUUUGUCAGAAGUCACCAGCAAGAUAAUGACUCUGAUACUGAACAAAGUACUCGUACAGUAAAGGCUGAACAACAACAAAAAGAAAAAGAAAAGGUUGCUGAUACCGAAGAUGCUACCCGCGGGCCUCUUAGUGGAAUAUUCAGAUUAAGUGACUGUCCGCGUGUAAUGCAAAGAAUAUUAGACGUCGAUAGUGGCAAGAAAAAAGAAAAAAAAGAACCUGCACCACCUCCUAAACCAGUUCAGCCAGCACCUCAACCUCGUCGUCCACCUCCUUCUGCACAAAGACAGCAGAGCGAAGAUGACGAAAUAUCACGUCUUAAACGACAAAAUAAGGGUGCAGCCUCAUCUCAAGAACCUGAUCGAGCUACGCAGCGAACUGGAGAUGAUGAACGAAAUUCAAUAACUCGUAAACCACCUACACCAGCUCGGGAGGCAUCCAGUGAUGGUGAAUCCGAUGAAUCCGUUGGAUCUCUACAACGAACGCAGCAGCGUAAAAAUGCUACACCAAUACAAAAGCCAGCGGUGACAGCUAGGAGACCCUCGGCAUCUGAAACAUCUACCGCCCACCGACCGGCAGCUCGCGCUCCUAGUACAGAGUCUAGCGCGUCUACAGAAAGUUCCGGCUCGGCGGUAAAACAUACAGGUGCGAUAUUAACUAUUGCUGAACUAAAAGCAAAAUACAGCAAAGAUGGGCUUCCACCAAAAUCUGGCACUCGUUUAUUUUCAGCAGUCAACGAGAGAACAGCACCAGUGACAACAAAUGGAACAACGGGCGGUGCUCAACGGGUACAAAGUCGUUUCGUUGGCUCUCAGCGGCCGACGCCUGUCUCUGCGCCCGCCGAGCCGGCACACGACGAUUCCGAUACAAGUUCUGAAGAAGAAACCGAUUCCUCCGAGGAGAGCGAUGAGGAGCCUGCAUCGCAAAGAAAGCCCGAGAGCCAGGCGAUGGCUCGUAGUGACAUAGGUCCGUUACUCGCACGAAGUACAAAUGCUCGAAAUGAUACGCAUGAUUCCAAAUCAAAAGACACGUCUGCCCCUAAUCGAUAUCGUUCAAGACAGACAUCACAGACUGAAGAUGAACCUCCAUCUCGUUAUAGUGCUAGUGGUUCAUCAUACAGUAGCCGUUAUGGCAGCAAACCAAAAGAAGAAGAGCCUGCAUCUUCUAUAGAUGAUGACUCUAAAUACCCCACCGCUCGAUCGAGGUAUCUCGCUUUAAAAGAAAGGCGAAACCGUCUCGCUAGAAGCAAAAGUAGUCACACCGGCUUUGGUGCGGGGGAUGAUGAUGAUCAAGACGAACCCGUUUCUCCAACAACGGCAUCACCUUCAGCGUAUCUCGCGGCUCGAUACGGCUCCGGUACAGGAGGUUCGGAGCUGUCUCGCAGCCGUUCUUCACACGCGUUAAAAUCUAGAGAAAGUUCGCCGGAAAGAACGGUGACUGGUGAAAAAGACGGAGCAGCUUUAAGUUCUUGGGCACGAUAUUUAAAGAACAAGUACGGGUCACGAGGCAAGGAUAGGGACCCGGGCGGGACGUCAUCGAGCACAUCUCGUCGCCUGUCUCUCGGGCUACCCUUGCGUUCAGCAAAUGAGCUUGCCAGUUCAGAUGACGAUUCAAAAAACGCGGCAGGCUCCCCCAUCUCCCCUACGGCGGCUACAGCAGCGGUAGCAGGUUUCGCAGCAGCAGGUUCCUCCCCUAGGAGCCAAUAUCUGCAGAAACGCCGUUUACAAUUCAGCGUGGGGAGCCGGGGGAGCGAACCCGGAUGUUUUACUUGGCCUCGUGGUAUCGCUGUAGGGCCCGACAAUACAAUGGUCGUGGCUGAUUCUUCAAACCAUCGAGUGCAGGUAUUCGAUUCCAACGGAAUAUUCAUCAAGGAAUUCGGCCAGUACGGCAGUGGCGAAGGAGAGUUUGAUUGUUUGGCUGGAGUUGCUGUCAACCGCAUUGGACAGUACAUCAUAGCUGAUCGAUAUAAUCAUCGCAUACAGGUCUUCGACCCACAAGGACGCUUCUUAAGGGCAUUUGGAACUCAAGGUACAGGCGAUGGGAAAUUCAACUACCCAUGGGGCAUCACCACGGACGCCCUCGGUUUUAUAUACGUAUGUGACAAGGAAAACCAUAGAGUGCAGGUAUUUCAAUCUGAUGGCACGUUCGUGGGCAAAUUCGGUAACUUCGGUUCGAAGUUAGGCCAGCUUGAACAUCCUCACUACAUAGCUGUCUCCAGUACCAACCGAGUCCUGGUCUCCGACUCCAACAAUCACAGGGUCCAGGUCUUCGACGUGAAUGGAAGAGUGCUCUCUUCAUUUGGAGAGGAAGGCUCUGAAGAUGGACAAUUCAAAUUCCCAAGGGGUGUGGCUGUCGACGAUCAAGGCUACAUAGUAGUGGCUGACUCCGGAAACAAUCGUAUCCAGAUCUUCCAUCCUGACGGGACCUUCCUCCGAGCCUUUGGGUCCUGGGGAUCUGGGGACGGAGAGUUCAAAGGCCUGGAGGGCAUUGCUGUUAUGUCUGGCGGGAACAUUAUUGUAUGCGACAGAGAAAAUCAUAGGGUACAGGUGUUUUGAGAUGGACAUCGUAUUGUUCAAUAGAAAUGGCAAAACAACACCAGCAGCAUUAAUACUACGUUUCAUAAAUAAUUUUUAAGUAGUUUUUUUUUUGUAAAUAAAUUGUAAAAUCUUACAAUAUUUACUAUUUUCAGUAAUAAUGUCAUUUGCUACCAUACACAUGUUUGCGUUCCAAACGUUUUUGUUACCUAUUAAAAAUAAAACUUUUUUUUAUAUAUUAUUUUUUAAUUUUUUGUUUGACAAAAAAUUGAAAAUUAGAUUAACAAUCAAUAAAUUAGUUCAAUAUUCUAUGACGAUAUUUGAAAUAUGGUUACCGUCGUUUAAGUAAUACUAAUUACA